Molecule: messenger RNA, 8419 nt
Organism: Sphaerodactylus townsendi
Lineage: Eukaryota; Metazoa; Chordata; Lepidosauria; Squamata; Sphaerodactylidae
Gene: DIDO1
Product: death inducer-obliterator 1
Exons: 17
Coding region: 273-7469 (2398 amino acids)
Biological process (GO): DNA-templated transcription; apoptotic signaling pathway
Cellular component (GO): nucleus
Source: RefSeq, a predicted model, not a curated record
UUUUUUUUUUUAUAAUCCCAGUCUCGCGCCGCUUCUCCCGGCCGCCAUUUUGACGACGGGUUCUUCUGAAGCCUCGAGGCGGGCGGAGGCAGCGCCCUCCUCCCACGCCCGCCCAGCGCCGCUGAGAGGAACCGUGAGGAGGAAAUGGCGGCGGCGGAGAAGGCUCGGCUCGGCUGAGGCGACGCCGGGGCGAAUCCACCCCCUCAGCUGUCCCCUUCAUCGCGCGAAGCCGCCGGGCCUCUUCCGUGGCAGCCUUAUCGAGUGGAGCAUUGAUGGUUUUGGAGUUUUCUGAAUUGAGGCAAGAAGAUCCUUGUACUUCUGACUUCUCCAAGACAGCUAGUGCUGGAGAGAUUAUGCUGAGUGACUGGGACUCUCUGCCGAUCUCCAGCAAUUCUUCUUUUGGCUUCAGUCGAACCACUGAAAAAAACCCCACAACCUCUAAUGCGGUGUCAGAAGUGAAAUCUGAAGCAGAGAAAGAGAGUUUGAAAUCUCUGACCCUAGACACUGAAUCUAGUAUGGAAAACACGUCUCUUGCUUCAGAUGACAAAGACGAGCAAAGCAAUGAAGACGAGCAGAAGUCUGUUAAACCCACCAGUAAGGAGUUCAAGAAGACGUGGGGCUUUCGGAGGACCACAAUUGCAAAACGCGAAGGCUUAGGGGAAGGAGACAUGGAUGCUGCUGAACAGCAGCCCUCUCCACAGCAGCAGAGCCUGGCCCUGAGGCGGAGUGGGCGACAGCCCAAACGCACUGAACGGGUAGAAGAAUUUCUCACAACCGUGAGGCGCAGAGGCAGGAGGACCCUUCCUGCAGCCCUCGAGGACUUGAACGAGCCGACAUCCUGCCAGGUGACCGACAUUGAGACGGCCUCUGAAGGUAGCGUAGAAAGUUUGACAGAGAUAAAAAGCGCCUCUCAGAAGCGCCGCUCGAAGGACAGCAAGAGCCAGUCCGCUCAGAAAGGCAGAAGCACAAAAGAAGAGGAGGAGGAGGAGGAGGAAGAGGAGGGGGAAGAGGAGGGCACCUCCGACAGUGAUAGUGAUGGAUUAACAUUGAAAGAACUGCAGAACCGCCUGAGAAAGAAGCAGGUCGAGCAUAAGCCGACAGAGCUGACUUUAAAAGAGCUGCAGAAUCGGCUCAGAAGAAAGCUGCCUCCGCAAAGCGCUGCUGAUCAGACUGAUGUCCAGGCUGGCAGUCAGGUUAAGCCUGAAACAGCUGUCAAGCAAGAGCCAGAGAUCACAGAGGCCAUUCAGGCUGGAGAUCAGGGUGUUGCUGCCGAGGAAGUUACCAAAGAGGGCCAGGUGAAAAGUGAACCUCUUGAACAGUCUGGCAGUGAAGCUGAAGAAUCCAGAAAGAGCAAAUCGGAAUCUGAGGUUUACGAUCCAAGUGCUCUGUACUGUAUCUGCCAGCAGCCUCAUAAUAACAGGUUUAUGAUUUGCUGCGACAGAUGUGAGGAAUGGUUUCACGGGGACUGUGUAGGAAUUUCAGAGGCUCGUGGGCGACUGUUGGAAAGGAAUGGGGAGGACUAUAUCUGCCCAAAUUGCACCAUUCUGCAGGUGCAAGAUGAGCCAGUUGCUGAUACCCAGCAACAAGGGACUGUACUGGGGCAGCUGACGGAACUCACAAGUAUAGGGACGGUUGAGCAAAAGUCCAGUGAGGACCAAGGCAUCAAGGGCCGGAUUGAAAAGGCUGCAAAUCCAAGUGGGAAGAAAAAACUCAAAAUAUUUCAGCCGGUAGUUGAAGAGCCUGAAGCACCCCGUUGCAUUGGACCUGGUUGCUCUAAUGUGGCUCAGCCAGGUUCUGUGUACUGUGGACAUGAAUGCAUUAUCAAACAUGCUACAGCCACCAUGAAAUUGAUGAAUGAAAGCAAAGAACAAAAACCGAAAGAGAAGACCAAAGUAAAGGUUGAACGAUUUGUUGUCCCAAAACCUCAGCCUCAGGCGGGUGCCAAACCUCCCUCUACGCUGAAGAAACCGUUUCCUGAAAAGAGAGAGAUGCCCAUGAAGAAAGCGGUGACUGCAUUUAAGGCCGAAGCAAAUACUCAGACAGUUGUAAAAGAGCCAGCCUCAGAAAGCAGCACUCCGUCCUGGGCAAGCGAUCAUAAUUAUAAUGCAGUAAAGCCAGAAAGGACCCCUGCUAUUUCAUCAUCACUGUUGUUCAAAUCACAAAAAGAAGAACGAAAGACUGAGGAUAAACCGGCAGAACCUUCAGCAGCGUCAAAGAAAAUUAUUAUUUCCACUUCUUCAGUUGAGAGGCAGAUGUCUUCCCAAGCUAGGAACCUGCCUCCAAAGAAGCCCUCUUCAUUCAUUAGUGCGACACCAACCAAGCACCCUAUUAAGCAUUCUGCCGCAGGCUUCAAAGGGGUCAUACCAAAGAAGUCCUCCUCGUUGUCAGCUGGUUCACCUGCAUCAAGCGUGGCAUCUUCAAAGCCUUCUCCCCUGUCUUAUGGUGCAUCCUCAGUUCCUAAAAAAACUCUUGCCUCUUCAAGUGUGGCUGGAGGAUCCAGAAAGCCCACCGUGUCUUCUGCUUUGCCUGUCCCUGCAGCACAAGCUAAAUCUGCCGCAAGUGCUGGUCAGGCGCAACCUAACUCCCAAAUUCGACAAAAUAUACGGAGAUCCCUUAAAGAGAUUUUGUGGAAAAGAGUAAAUGAUAGUGAUGAUCUGUUCAUGACAGAGAGUGAAGUGGGAAAGAUUGCACUGAAUAUUGAAAAGGAAAUGUUUAACUUGUUCCAAGCUACAGACACUCGAUACAAGAGCAAAUACCGCAGCAUUAUGUUCAACCUCAAGGAUCCCAAAAAUCAGGGCCUUUUCCAUCGUGUUCUUCGAGAAGACAUUGCUUUGUCAAAGCUAGUGAGAAUGAAGCCAGAAGAACUUGCGUCCAGAGAGCUGUCCUUGUGGAAAGAAAAACCAGCCAAAUCAAUAAUGACAUCUAGACGUAAAUCUAAUGAAAACAAAAAAUCAGCAGUGAAGCAAGAAUUGAUUCCAGAUGUUAACAUGGAAGAUUCCCCACCAGUAUCUGACUCAGAUGAGCAGCAGGAGUCAGAUCGUGCAGCCCCUGAGAAAAGUACAGUGCCUCUUUUGGAUAUUUUCAGCAGUAUGUUGAAGGAUACAACAAGUCAGCACCGAGCUCACCUUUUUGACCUUAACUGCAAAAUUUGUACAGGUCAGAUGUCAGCGUCCGAUGAAGAAUUAACUGCAAAGAAAUCAAAAACUUCAUCUUCAUCUGCUAAGAAAGUUGAACCAAAGCCAGAACCAGUGACAAAAUCUGACAGCUUGACUCAAGUGGAGGAUAUGGAGAUUGAUAAAGAAGAUUCGGACGAUGCUCCAGAGCCGACUUCUGGACCUGCCGCUGAAGCAGCGCCUCAGCCAAGCUUGGAAAGAGCUUAUGUCCCUUUAGCUCAAGCCCAAAACUGCUUGGAAUCCUCUCUAGCCAAUGAGAGCUCUCUGUAUCCUGCCUCUUAUGCUGGUGGAGUGAUCACUACUGUAACCGUCUCUGGCAAAGAUCCCAGGAAAGCAAUGAGCACGUCGGUAACCUCUGUUUCUGCGGGAACAUCUGCAUUGCAUUCCAUACCUGCCCCUGAGAAAGGUUCUCUGGGUGAAAGUAAAGCAGACGUUGCGCGGUCGGUUUCACAAACUCCAAAAUCAAUACUAACAAAGCCGUCGUCCUCAGACCCAAGAUAUUUACCAGCUCCAUCAUCCCUAAACGUUGGUGGUUCAGAGGCACGAUCCCCUCAGGAAGGAGACACUUGCCAGUUUCUCUCACGUAUCAGCACCAUUUGGAAAGGCUUUAUAAACAUGCAGAGCGUGGCGAAGUUUGUCACCAAGGCCUACCCUGUUUCUGGUGCCUUUGACUACCUCAGUGAGGAUUUGCCAGAUACAAUUCACAUUGGAGGGAGGAUCUCACCGAAGACAGUGUGGGAUUACAUUGGCAAACUUAAAUCGUCUGUAUCCAAGGAACUAUGUUUGAUUCGUUUCCAUCCUGCGACAGAAGAAGAGGAGGUUGCCUACAUUUCUCUGUACUCCUAUUUUAGCAGUCGUGGUCGCUUUGGUGUUGUAGCUAAUAACAACAGACAUGUCAAGGACCUCUAUCUGAUUCCUCUCAGUGCUAAGGAUCCUAUUCCACCCAAACUUUUGCCCUUUGAGGGACCAGGUCUUGAAUCGACACGGCCAAACUUAAUUCUUGGAUUAGUGAUUUGUCAGAAAGCCAAGCGUCCGGCAAGUGUUUUAGAAUCCGAAAAGGCGGAAGAAAAACGAAGCAGAGUUCAAUUACAGGAUGAGACAGACAUAUCUACAUAUCCUAAAGGGACUUCGCUUUCUCAGCAGGACAAGAAAUCUCCCAAAAUCUCCCUGUAUUCUGCAGAGACAGUAGUCAGUACAACGCCUCCCGGCUCUCCACCCCCUCCGCCACCAGCUCCCUCUUCAGAACAGUCUUCUGUAGUAACACCUUCUAUGUUGAAAAUAUUAUCAUCAGUGAAAAUGGGAAGCUCCUCCACUGCCACGUCGUCAAACGUUUCCUUGCCGGGAACGAACACGGCAGCCCCAUCUUCUUCAACUCCCUCGUCUUCAAAAUCGUCCACGCCUCUUCAACACAUCUUGCAAACGCUGUUUGGGAAAAAAUCCUUUGACCCUGCAGCGAAGGAUUCUGAAACUGCUCAGAUUUCGAAGACUGACGCUCAAGCGACUAUCGAAGAAGGGUUACCGGCUGCUCCCUUGCUGGAUCCCAUUGUGCAGCAGUUUGGGCAGAUGUCCAAAGAUAAAGCUAUAGAAGAGGAAGAAGAUGACAGGCCUUAUGAUCCGGAAGAAGAGUACGGCCCGGAUAGAGCUUUUGCGGUGCCGAGUGGUGGAAGUGCCCUUGAAAAACACGAUGCUUCAGAGCACGAAGAUGAAGCCUACGAUCCGGAAGAUGAAACGAUCUUGGAAGAGGCAAAAGUUACGGUAGAAGACUUACCUAAUAAAAUGUAUUCCGAGUCUAAAAACAACUCCGUGGCAACGUCUGCUCCGUUUGUCCCUGACGUGUCUGCUCCGACAUCGUUGGUAGAGCAGCAGAAAAUGUUAGAAGAAUUAAACAAGCAAAUAGAAGAACAGAAAAAGCAGCUGGAAGAACAAGAAGAGGCGCUCAGACAGCAAAGAGCGGCCGUUGGCGUGUCACUGGCUUGCUUUUCAGUGUCUGAAGCACUACUGUCGCCUCCUCCAAAGUCAAGCAUCGCAAAAAGUGAGCUAUUUCAAAGUGAAAAGCAAAUGACUGAAAAAUCUGAACUGAUCACUCCCCUAAGUCAGACCCACCUGUUAAGCCAGGGAAGUGAUCCAAGACAAAGUAGAGAUCCCCGACAAGCUUGGAGGAUCAUAACUGAGUGUAAUGAAAAUGCUGACUCUAACCUAAAGACACCAGUGAUGCAGGAGGAAUCCUCCAUGCGGGAUAUUCUUAUACCCAGUUAUUCAGAUCCACCACAACCCUUACCUAACAAAGACGAGAAAACAUUGAUGCCUGUUAUGCAGCUCGGUCAUAGUGAAACGUGGAUGAACGUGAGUGAAAAAGGUCCCACGUUGCCCGAACAAGUUAUACCAACCACCAGAUUUGAAAAUCCCCCACAAGUUCACCAGGAAACCAUAAAUAAACCAGCUGGUGAAGUACCCAUAACUGCACCUGUUCGUAAAGUACUCCUGCCCACACCUCCCAAUCCGUGCUUCUUGCCUGGUUUCUCUGCACCUAAUGAUGCUAAGAAUGUGAGUUGGUCGAAUGUGUCUCAAGACAGUAGUCCAGCCGGGGUCGGAAGAGAUUCUUUUUCAGGCGCUGUGUUCGCACCCCAGGAAAAAGUUCCUGGUCACUUUGAAGCAGAAAGAGGGCCUUCUUCGUUGCAGUAUGAAGGCCAAAGAAAUCCUCAGUCUAGCCACUUUUUUGAACAGGCGGAAGCUCCAGCAGUUCAGAGUUUGGAUGACAGAAGUGGACCCCCAUUUGCUUCUCUUGGACAAAAAGGUGUUCCUCCUCAACCAAUGUGUGGUACUGCUGAUUUCCAUGGACAGAGGGGGCCCCCUCCACAGUUUACUGAAGGACAUAACCCUCCCCUGAACAAUGAUGGACAAAGAGGACCUCUGCCAAACCGGUUUGGGGCACCAAGAGCACCUAUCCCUUCAUUAUUUUCUGCACAGCAUGGGCCACCUCCUCAUUUUGGUGAUAACCGGGGCCCUUCACCAUCAUUUCCUGGAGGCCCAAGAGAAGUCACACCUUCUCAGUUUGAAGAACACAGGGAGCCUCACAAAGAACACAAGGAAUUUCCAGAAUCUCAGUACCAUGAGAAGGCUGGACCUCCUGGCAAAUUUGAAAGCCCUGACCCGCCUCAGUUUAUGGGGACUAGAGGACCUUCACCUUUUACUUUUGGGGGUCAAAGAAGGCCUCCUCCAACUCAAUUUAAAGGUCAAAGAGGAGGCCUACAGCCUCAGUUUGGAGGGCCAAGAGGUCCACCACCUAAUCACUUUGGGGGUUCAAGGGGUCCUCCUCCAAGUCAGUUUGAAGGGCAAAGAGGGCCUGCUUCAGGUCACAUUCCAGGACCAAGAGGACUCUUGCCAUUACCAUUUGAAGAACGGAGAGGAAGCUCGCCACCCAGAUUUCCAAACCAGAGAGGCCCAGCCCCACAUCAGUUUGGACCAAGGGGGACCACACCUGGUCCAUUUCCAGAAAAAAAUGAACCUCCCACGAAUAGACAUACCUUUCAAGGGCAAACACAACAAGGUAUGAAAUCAGCCCCAAGACCACUUUUGGAUCUUCCAAGCCAUCCACCGCAGCAUAGGAAAGAGAUGUGGGACGAAACUGGGCCGCCUGCCUCUCACUCUAAUACAUCAGGACAGGGAUCUGAUUCAGAAGGCCAGUGGACAGCAUCCAAUUUUCGAGAUGGCCGAAGUAAUGAAUACAGGGCUCAAACUUUUGAAGGGCGGCAGAGAGAGAGAUAUGAGGGCAGCAAUAAGGAAAAAAUAUUAGAUCCGCCUGAUGUCCAGCAGUCUGAUAAUCGACCAAACAGAGGAACCGAUGACAGGCGAAGAGAUCGUGAUCAUAAUAGACCCUGGGAAAGAGACCAUGGCAGAAACUGGAAUAGAGGGAGGGAGAGGGAUUGGGAGAGACACAGAGAAAAAGACUGGGAUAAGAACAGAGACAGAAACUAUAACAAAGACAGAGAGUCAGAGCGAGGUAAAGACUGGGAACGAAACAGAGACAGAGCCAGACCCAAAGAAGGAGAUUCGUACCGAAGACGAGACCGAUCGAGAAGCAGGGACCGAGAUUAUGACAGAUACAGAGACAGGGAACAAGCUCGAAGCAGAGAAAGAGACCGAGAAAGGGAUCGGGACCGUGACAAAGACAGAACCAGAGAUCGCAAGGACCGCAGUAAAAGUAAAGAAUGUGACAGGGACUCAAAGCCAGACAUGCAAAUGGGUGGCCAAAGGCUAUCACAUUCAGAGACUCUUCCUUCUUCCAGUAAGACAUAGAAAGGGAAUGACCACUCAAUAAUGAGUCACUCAGAAAAAAAAGAAAGCAACUGUAAUUGACUGUGGACUCUUUGUAUAUAUUGUACAUUCUACAAGGAAAAAUACUUUGGUAAAGCCUGCUUCACAAAAACAGAACAUUUUUGAACAGUUGUACAGUGCAGCAGAUGUUUGGCAGGUAUUUGCUGGACUAGCCACACUAUGUCCAUAAUGCUUUCUUACAGAAUUCAAUGGGCAAAAUCCUUCUCUGUCUUGGUGCAGUGCCAGUCUGUUGAAGGGUUCCCGUGGGGCUUAGCUAGAGCCCGCCAUCCAGAUUUCCCCAUUUAGCCCAUGUGUACGAGUGUUGUGCAUGCAGGCGAUCAGACCUCCUUAAUGCUCACUGCUUCUCGAGGGGGGAAAAGCAAGCGUCUGUUGAGCCUUAUGGGAAUCCCUCCACGUGCAAAAUCUACACCUAUGCAGGGAAGGAUCAUGGCCAGAGAACUUGUGAAAUGUUGCUUUUUCCUACUUCCUUUAUCUUAAAAUUUCCAUUUACAGAUAAUAAAAAAUGGAAAUGUCUUCAAAGAGCACAUUGCUUUUUAAGGAUAUAAAGUUAUGUUUUCUAAUAACUUGAACUGUAAUUUUAUGAGAAUUUAAGCAAGGUCUUAGAAGCCAUAUCUUUACAUCUCCAAUACGUAGUGUUUUUGUUUUUGUUUCAGGUGGUUCCUACAUACAAGACAGCCCAAUGUUUCUGUCCUGAGUGUAUCUAAUUAUGAAUGGGUCUUGUGUAUUUAAGAAGCUAUUUCUGAGGAGCAGUGUUAUUUCUCAUUUGUAACUGGCAGGAUAUUUGAAUAGGGAAUGUUAAACUCCUAAAUGCAUUAUCUUCCUUUUUAUAUGCAGGCGUUUUGACUUACACACCAUUUAGAGUUCAGAUGAGGUUGAAUAUUUCUAAAUAAAACAACUACUUUUCAUGUGAA